UUUUCCUCUGAAUUUGCCUCAGACAUUGAGAUCUCUUACCCUGUGCAACUCAUCCCUGUUUUCAGACUGUGAGUUAGCCGAGUUUUCAACACAACUAUGCAGAACUAAGAGUGUAUUUCCUGUGUGAUUCUAUGUGGAUUAUAAAUAGCAGCCACAAAAUUCACGACCGGCAGACAAUACUCAAGGGUCGUAGAUUGACAUUUCCAUCACCAUGGCUCUGCCUGCACACUGCCAGAAAAUUGUUCUCUUUGGGCUUUUGCUCUCACCUGCUGUAAUUGGAGAGAUGGAUAGAGCAGUCGUUCCAGGCCCGCGGAGCUUUCGGUUCGAUCCUACUGAAAAUAACCAGACAUUGGAUAGCAUAGUAAUGUAUUAUCUGACCAGUUCCAUUACCACAAGGAUGAUUCCAGUAAUUUUAAGCAUCAUCCUGAUUAUUGGACUCCCGGCCAAUGGGCUGGCCCUUUUGAUUCUGGUCACCAAGGUCCAACGACUACCUUCCACCAUCUUCCUGAUGAACUUGGCGACAGCUGAUCUUCUCCUGAUGCUGGUGCUCCCGUUCAAGAUCCAAUAUCACUUCCAGGGAAACAACUGGCUGUUUGGCGAAGCCCUGUGUCGGACGAUGAUGGCUUUCUUCUACGGGAACAUGUACUGCUCCAUCCUGCUCCUCACCGUCAUCAGCAUCGACAGAUACUUUGCUCUGGUCCAUCCACUUUACUCCAAAGGUUUCAGAGACAAGAGGUUCGCUGUGGCUGUCUGCUUCGUGAUUUGGGCUCUUGUUGGAACUUUCAUGAUUCCACUUCUUCUCAAGGAGCAGGUGUACUCAUUCCAGGAUCCAAACAUCACAACCUGCCAUGAUGUCUUGCCUGACAAAGUGGAUUCUGGUUACUUCUUCUAUUGCUUUGUGUGUUUGGUUGCUGUUGGGUUUCUCAUUCCUUGUGUGGUUACUGUAUUUUGUUAUGUGUCUAUAGUCAGGGCAUUGCUCAAAAGCAGUGAUCUAUUUGGCCAGGCUAUACGAAACAUGGUGUUAGUGCUGAUUACAUACGUGGUGUGCUUUGCCCCCAGUAAUAUCAUCCUACUCAUUCACCAUUCUGGCCUUCACUCCAUGGAUGUCAACUACCUCUAUCUGAAUUACACGAUCUCCCUCAUGUUGAGUACGCUCAAUAACUGCAUUGACCCAUUCAUCUACUACUAUGUUUCUGAUGAGUUUCGGAAUAAAGUGAGAAGCGUGAUCCUCUCUACGACAGUGAAAGGCAAGAGGUCAAUAAAAAUAGCUCAGCCACUGAUCGAGUCCAGUUCCUCCUCAGCACCUGAGAGCAAAAUAACAUCUGACUCCAGUAUUUAAGCACAAUGCUAAUCACUUAAUGAAAGUAAUUAUUGAAGCAAAGCUCCUAAUGGCUUGCAUAUCAGGGGCAGGAACCUCUGUAGGGUUAUGGUGCCAGCAAUUACCAGAAAUAAGAUAAAUCAGUGUCCUCUUUUAAAAUAAUCUGAAAAGUUAACCAUUUCUGAUCUCGGCUCAAGUUUGAGAAUGUCAUCUGGUGGUUGGGCACAAUUCUCUGGUCUCACUGCGGUGAACAUGAGAGAAUUUAGAAGAAUCAGAUUAUAAAUGUCAUUAAAGGCGUGGUAGGACAAUCUAAGUGUUGAGCUGAUGAAUGGCAGAUGCCAAUGGAUGACCUGCAGGUGGGAGUGAAAUGGGACAUAGUAAACUGCCCUCGACAUUAAACCACUCGACAUGGGCAAGUGAGGUGGUAGAGAAAAUCAUUAGUUUCCAGUGUGUAGGAUUGGUGCAGGUCAUUAAUGAUGUGCACAGGGUGACGUAAACCUCACUGAAAGAGCCAUAGAUCUUGAUGCCUUACAACAAAGAAUCAGUUCCUCAAAUUCCAUUUCUCCUUUCACCCUAAACCUAUUGCCUCUCGUUCUAGUCUCACCCAAACUGGGGGGGGGGGGGGAGGAGCCUGCAAGCCUCAUAAUUUUGUAUGCCUCUAUAAGAUUUCCCCUCAUUCUCCUUUGUCUCCAGUGAAUGAAGUCCUAACCUUUCCCUAUAACUCAUGUCCUCAAGUCCAGGCAAUAUCCUCAACGAGCUUUGGAGGCCUCCCUCUGGGUUUCCGCCCACAUCAGAAAGGCAUGUGGGUUUGUAGGAGGUUAAUUGCCAAUGUAAAUUAUGCCUAGUCUAGUGCCAAAAUCUAGCGGGAGUUGAGAGUAAUGAAUUAGAAUUUAUUUUAUUUCUUUCAUCCAUCUCACAACAUCUUUAUGUUGCAUCUCUGUCGCAAUUGGACAAGCAAUAAGGAAGGGAGAAGUAGGAUAUUGCCCAAACACUGGGAUUGUAUACAUAAUUGUUUUGUAUACACAGUCAGAUCAAUGUGCAUUGAUAAAUCUGAUAGCCUGGUGAAAGAAACUGCCCCGGAACCUGUCGGUCCUGCCUCACUGCGGUGGUACCAUUUGCCAGACCGUAGCAGCUGAAACAGUUUGUGGUUGAGGUGGCAGGAGUCCCUGAUGAUUAUCCGGGCCCUGUUUUACACACCUGCUGCUGUAAAUGUCCUGAAUAGUGGGAAGUUUAUGUGAGGCGCUGGGCUGUCGGCACCACUCUCUGCAGUGCCCCGCAAUUGAGGAUAAUACAGUUCCCGUACCAGGCGGUGAUACAGUCAGUCAGGAUGCUCUUGAUGGUGUCUCUGUAGAAAGUCCUGAGGAUCUGGGGGACUCAUGGCAAACUUCUUCAGACAUCUGAGGUGAAAGAAGCGUUGCUGUGCUUUUUUCACCACACAGCCAGUAUGUACAGUCCAAGUGAGAUCCUGGCUGUGGAGAGAAUAAAGUACUAGCAUAGAAUUAUUGGAAUGGGGUGUUGGUUUUCCCAAUCCUGUUUAAACUUAGAUAAAGGAUGCUUAUACCAUUGUAAUAAUAAAUUAUAAAUUCUUCCACUAGAACCCUUAAUCAAAGGAUUCAUACUCAUAAUAGUAUCUAACAGGUCAGCCUCCAAUAUGUAAGGAAAAUUACUUAAAUAUUUUUGUAAAAAAUGUCUAACUUGAAGGUAUUGCAGAAAGUGUGAGUAUGAAAGAGAAGAUUUAUCAAUUAAUUGUUCAAAAGAUGUCAAUCUAUCUUCUUUAAAUAAAUCCAAAAAAGAAUUAAUACCUUUAUUUUUCCAAAGUAAAAAAAUUGGACCACUCAAAGAAGGCUUAAAACAGUAAUUUCGGUAAACUAAACUACAAAGUUUAAAUUUUUUAAGAUUAAGAAAAUUGCGGAAUUGGAGCCAAAUUUGUAAAGAACACUUAUUCACAGGAUAUAGGUUUAAAUUAACAACUUUAACUAAUUGCAUAGGUAAAGGAGCUCCCAAUAACGAGGUUAAAUAAAACUGCUUUACAACUUUCAGUUCCAGGUCUACCCAAAUUGGCCGAUCACUCUUAUCAACCCAGUAUAACCAAAAAGACAUAUAUCGCACAUUAACAGCCCAAUAAUACAUUCUUGGAUUAGGCAAAGAAAGACCUCCAUCCUUUCUCAAUUUUUGUAAGUGACAUUUACUAAUUCUUGGUCUUUUAUUAUUCCAAAUAAAAGAUAAAAUAAUAGAAUGAAUACGAUCAGAAAACUUCCAAGUCAAAAAAACAGUAACAUCCUGAAAUAAAUACAAAAAUAUAAAAAGGAACUUAAUUUGACUUUUAUGAUGGAGGACUGGAUGCGGAUUUUGAAGUUGGUUAACUCUUCAAUUUGUGCUAGCCAUUCAUUGAUUCAACAUGUUAUCAUUUGACAAAGGAGAGACUUUCUAAAAUCUUUUCUAAUGUUGAUAGUCAUUGUGAUAGAUGUAAAAUUGAGAUAGCUACACCGACACAUAUGUUUUGGUCUUGUUCUAUAUUGGAACAGUUCUGGAAGUCAGUUUUUUCAUCAAUUUCUAAAGCACUUAAAAUUAAUUUACAACCUAAUAAAUUAACGGUGUGCUUUGGAAUAAUUCCUCAAAAUAUUCAUGGUAUUUCUGUGUCUGACCAACAUGUUAUUGCAUUUGUUACAUUGAUAGCUAGGAGGGCCAUUUUGUUGAUGUGGAAGGAUACAUCAGCUCCCACUUUGUCACAAUGGUUCUCUCAAGUGAUGCUAUGUCUCAGUUUGGAGAAAAUUAGAAGUCGAACCUUUGAACCUUUAUUUGAUUUUGAGAAAAGAUGGGGCUCAUUUGCUUGUUAUUAUCAUUUGAGUUAAUUGAUAUAAUUUUUCCACGAUCUAAUUGUAAAUUUUUUAGUAUAUUUUCUUUUCUUGUUGGCGGUUUGAUGUUUAUUUUUAGAAGCUUUUUGUAUGAUGCAUGACUCCAGGGUUGUACACCUAAUGGGUUCUCUUUUUCUCUCACUUUUCUGCUUAGUAGGUUUUUUUUGUUAUCACAAUUUUUUUUUCAAUCUUUAAGAUAAUGUCUUUUUUGAGACAUUGUAAGUGUUGUUACUUCAAUGUACUCAGGUUAUUUUUCCUGUAUAAUAUAACAAUAAAAAGACUUGAAAAGAAAGGAAUGGGGUGUUGGAUGGUUGGCACAGACUUGGUGGACUAAAGGCCUAUUGCCUCACCAUGUCAGACAUUGUCACCACGGGUUUCGUUGCAAUAUUCAGUGUCAGUGAACGUUUUCAUCCUCAUGGAAACCCAGAGAUUAGAAAAGGUCUCAUCAGUUUAACCUUUAAGUGAGAUUGAAAACCAUAUGGAUAAAUAAUAUUAUUCCUUCUUGGGAACUGUAUCACACCUUUCACUUAUUUAUUUAAUGCAAAAUUUGUUUAAUUUCAAAUAGAGUAGCAUGCAUCAAAGUGCUUUUUUGUAAUGAAUAUUUAGAUUUAUUACUUGGCUCAGAAUUGUAACUACUUUAUGUUAUCAAGCAACUAACAUUUGAUGUAAGCUCUUAAUUGUAAGUUAAAUAUUUUUACAUGUACUGUUUCUUUAAU
Molecule: messenger RNA, 4889 nt
Organism: Mobula hypostoma (lesser devil ray)
Lineage: Eukaryota; Metazoa; Chordata; Chondrichthyes; Myliobatiformes; Myliobatidae
Product: proteinase-activated receptor 4-like
Exons: 2
Coding region: 212-1339 (375 amino acids)
Biological process (GO): positive regulation of Rho protein signal transduction; phospholipase C-activating G protein-coupled receptor signaling pathway; blood coagulation
Cellular component (GO): plasma membrane
Molecular function (GO): thrombin-activated receptor activity
Source: RefSeq, a predicted model, not a curated record